AUGCCGUCAAAAUCAUCAGGGCGCAUCGCCAAGGUGCGCAAGAAUAAAUACUCGACACCCCAUCAGAAGAAUCACCGAUGGCAGUCCUUCUCCGACAAGAUUGCCCAGUUCAACUCGCUGCAACCCCUCCGCCGCGUCCGCCGCCACGACCUCGACGAGGAAGACCUCUCCGCCGCGACCUCCUACUUCCGCACCGGUAUCCAGAAAUGGAACGAGCUCAACAUCGGGCGAUGCUUCGUCUCCUUCAAGCAAAAGGUGCUGCCCAUCAGCGAGACGCUGCCGCAGAUCCUGCACUUUGAGGCCCGCAUCAUGGAUCUACUCGAGGAGCACAUUGCCGAGCAGGACAAGGAUGGCUUGGAGCCGCUGCUGGACCUGCUGACAGCCUUUGCCCACGACCUCGGCGCGCGCUUCGAAAAGUACUACGAGCGGAGCCUGGCCCUCAUUAUCGCCGUCGCGGGACGCCCGCAGCCGGCCGAGGUGCUUGAGUGGACGUUUGGCGCGCUUGCGUUCCUCUUCAAGUACCUGGCCAAGCUGCUGGUGCCGGACGUGCGGCCGACGUACCAAGUCAUGGCCGUGCUGCUCGGAAAGACCCGCCAGCCGGGCCACGUCGCCCGCUUCGCCGCCGAGGCGCUCAGCUUUCUGGUCCGCAAGGCGGCCGCACCAUCAUACCGCGAGACGGCGCUGGCUGGGCUCGUUGCGCACGUACGCGAGGACCUCGCCGCCAUGGCCGCAGCCGGCGACAAGCAGUUCACCCUCUACAACGACGGCAUCAUGACCAUGUUCGCCGAGGCCGUGAAGCACACCGACGGCACCGUCCACUCGACCGGCGCGGCCGUCCUCACGACUCUCAUGGACGCCAUCCCCGACGAGGAAAAGGCCGCGCCGGGCGCCUCGCAGGUCUGGACCGACGUCGUGUGCGGCGUCCUCACGAGCACGAUACACCACGUCCGCGCGGAGCACUUUGACGAGUUCGCCGAGGCCAUCUACGACGCCGUGGAGCGGCAGGGCGUGGCGCCCAAGGUGCCCCCACCGGCAUGGACCGCAAUCCCAUACAUCCGCGUGCUGGGAACGCUGGCGGGCGUGCGCAAAGGCUCACGCAUCAGUAACUGGAACAGAUUGAUCGGGCUGCUCGCCGACCUGCUCGCCAAGAUGGUCCCGUGCCCAGCCGCGACCGAUGACGAGCUGAGCCGCGACGACAGCGACGGCCUGUGGUCGCGCGUGCUUGUCAGCGUGGCCGUCACCUGGCACCACGCGCCCGUCGAUGCCCUUCUCCUGCGGCUCGCGUCCCUAACCCGCUCGCUGACCCGCGAGCCGCUUAUGCGCUGGUUCAUCCCCUUCUGCUCCCUCUUCUGCGAGCUGGACCCACGCCGCUUCGGCAGCCUUCUGCGUGGUGACUUUCAAAAGUUCAUCGCCGCCCACUGGUCACACGGCACGCACAGUGACGGUGCCUCCAACGAGGAGAUGCUCUGCACGCUGCUGCCCCAGAUGAUGGAGCGCCGCGCAUUUCCCCCACCCACGGAAAAGGACGCCUUACGGUUGCCGCAGAGCUGGCAGGACCAGAUCGUGUCCAAGUUUGAGCACCUCGAGAUCUCGCCGUUCCCCGAGCGCGGCCCGUACAACAAGGACCCCCAGGUGUGGCGGGACCGCUGCCUACCGAAAUACGCCGCGCUGCUCCAGGUCCUCGAGCUGACGGCGGUCCACCCUUCUACAAACGCCCGCAUCGCCGAGCUGCUGCUAAAGAAGCUGAAGCUGGCUCUGCGACCCUCGUCGACGCUCGAUUCUGACGAGGUGCGGUUCAUCGUCGGGCCCGGGUUCCACGCCUACCUGGGCAUGAGCAAGGCCGCGGGCGUCAUCGAUCCGACCCUUAGCCGACUGCUGCGCGCUGCUCUUCCUCGCUUUGCGCGCUCCGUUGGGUUCCUGCGGUCCUAUCUCACCUACGUAUCGUCCGUGUCUGGCAGCGAAUCACCAGAUGCACAGGCGACCUCUGAAGAAAACGUAACAGAAACUGACCCUGCCAUUGCGUCCCUUAUUGAAAAUCUUGGCUCCCCUUCACACGAUAUCCGCCUCACCUCCUUACAGUUACUACAAUACAUGGACAAGUCGGCUACGGUACUCGACGUCAUGCUACAGAUCGAAGAAACCCCCCUUCAGCUGCAGAAUACGAGAAGUAUUGGUAUGCUCAUGCGGAAGCUUGGCCAAGAUUAUAUGCACGUGGACAGCUCCAGCUGGCUUAGCAAUGCUGUACCCUCUUUUCUAUUUGGUUUGCUCACGGUAAAGCUCUCACCCGUUUGGGACGAUGCCAUUGAAACUUUAAAACAUGUUGCGCAAUCCAAGGCCGGUGAGGAGGCCAUUGCCAAGAUUGCGUUCCGAUGGAUGGAAGUGCCCUCGCCGCGGUGGAAGGGCCCGAUAGGCGACGCAUCAGCUACACAAAAGCCCGUCCUGUCAGACUUUGACUGCACAGCAUACAUGGCACUCACAGAAGCUGGGAAGAAGGCACGAGACGAUGCGGUUGGCGCGGCAACUAGGAUGCUCGAAACAUUCGACCAAGAGCAGCAGCUUGUCGAGAACCUUGCCGAGUUUGCGCGAAAUCGUGCGCUCAAGGUUUUCAACGCGCUCCCCGCUAUCGCCGAGAAGAGGUCCCGCCAGCUGGUACCUCAUCUUCUCUGCUGGGCCGGCGAGUCAGAAGACGCGGUGGACGACGGGACUGAUGAGGAUGUCGGAGAUGAUGAGGAUAAGAACUGGUCGCUGGCCGACAGAAAGAGCAUCAUCGGCGUUUUCUCACAAUUUGUCAACCCCAAGGUCCUUUAUCAGCACGACAAGGUCUACGAUGCGCUGCUGCGACUGCUCGAGCAUGGUGACAUCGAGGUGCAGAAGCUCGCGCUCAAGGGUAUCCUCGCCUGGAAGCAGGAGGGCGUCAAGACAUAUCAGGAGAACCUCGAGUUCCUCUUGGACGAGGCACGCUUCAAGAACGAGAUUGCCGUCUUCUUGCAGGACGACGAGCUCAUCAAGCCCGCUCACAAGCCCCAGCUGAUGCCUGUUCUCCUGCGCCUGCUGUACGGCCGCACCAUCUCCAAGAAGGGCGUCGCAAGCGGCCGCCAAGGGCAGCUUGCCACGCGUCUGGCUGUCAUCCGAAACCUUUCCCUCCAAGACAUGGGUGACUUUCUCGACAUCGUCAUGGGUAAGCUUCGAGGCGUACAAGUCCUCGGCCAGUCAGCUGUACAGAGCAAGCCGUCGUUUAACGUGCCUAUCAUCACGCCUCGCCAGCAAGUUGGUUUUGUGAAUAUGGUGUCGUCCUUGAUCACGGAAAUGGGCAGCAGUAUAUCACAGUACAUGGAAAAGGUCCUAAGUCCAGUGUUAUACUGCCUCAUCUAUGCCUGUCGAAAUCUGCGGGACGCCUCAGUGGAGGGCGAGGAGAGCGACAAAGCAAGCAGUGCAUCACUGCUCCGCGUCAAUCGCGUGACGAGCAUCAAGUGUCUCAUCUCACUGUUCCAGAAUGCUCAAGAUUUCCAGUGGGAGCCAUACCAUGACCUCAUCAUCGAGGAGGUCGUAGCACCGAGAAUGGAAAACUUUGCAGGUGAGAUGACUCAAGGCGUGUCCGGUCUGAUGCAGCUAUUUUCUACCUGGUCCGUCCUGCCCAAGUCGGCCCUCUUCCUCGCACCGCGCGACACAUCACUGCCCGUUGGCGUCUUGCCCAGCGUCAUCGACUGCAUCACGGCGGAAAAGACCAAGGACGAUGUCAAGAUUCACUCGCUCGAGAUUCUGCGCAAUCUGGUAAAGCUGGCCGUUGCGCCUGCCAGCGAAUCCGAGUUUAAUGAGCUGAUUAAGGUGGAAUUGCUGGAUGCCAAUGUGAAGAAGAUUUUGGCCGGCAUAACCAAGGUUCUAGAAGAGCAAACCGUCAGCCACGCGCUCCUCGAAGCCUGUGUCGAAACUAUCUUGGCAUUCGCAGUCGUUGUUCAGGACAUUGAGAACAUCCAGUCCGUCAUCCGUAUUUCCAGCUACUUGCUGAACCAACCCCCUCGACGUGUCAGCCCCAAAACCAAGGGACGCAUCCUUCUUAUUGUCGAGAGCUUCGUGUCCAUGGAGCAUGCUGGACAAGACGCUCAGCUGCUACAGCAAGUCUACGAUACACUCUCCUCACUCUUUGGCUACUUCAAGGAUCGCGAAAACAGACAAUCGCUAGCACGCGCUCUGCUUGCUCUCUCAAAGCAAGACCCCGAAGUUGCUGUUGUUGCUAGUCUUUGCAGAGACCUUAACUCAUACAAGGAGGGCCGCCUGGACGAGCCAGAUUACGAUCAACGCCUCGGCUCGUUUACUACUAUUGCAGCCGCACGAGAGGUUGCUUGGACGCCGAAGCAGUGGCUGCCCGUGCUGCAUAACCUCAUUUAUUUCAUCCGUGACGACCAGGAAUUCGGAGUCUUGUCAACCAACUCCGCUGAUGGUCUGAGACGAUUUGUUCAAGAUGUCGCUGACUCGCAGCCCGCUGACGUCAAGGCUGUCUUUGAAGAGAUGCUCAGAUCUGUGCUCAUGCCUGCAGUGUAUACGUGCGCCCGGGACCCCUCAGAGACGGUACGCCGCCAGACACUCCGCGUGCUUGGCUUCCUGCUUUCGACAAUGCCUGAUUGGACACCCGUUGCCGACCUCAAGGGCUUGUUGGUGGAACACAACGAGGAGUCGACUGAUCCCGCAUUCUUCUUCAACCUGCUGAGCCCCGCCGUAGCGCGCCAGCUUGAGGCUCUAAAGACCCUCGAGGCUGCGAACCUAUCGCAGGAGAUGAGCAGCCAGAACCUGUCACAAUUCUUCAUUCCUCUGCUGGAGCAUUUCAUCUUUGGGCGUGAGGACGGCGCGGAUGACCAUGGUCUAGGUGCGCAGGCCACAGCUACCAUCGGAACCCUGGCCAUGUCUCUCCACUGGAACCACUACCGCACGACUCUGCAGCGAUACAUUAGCUACGUCGGGUCCAAGCCGGAGCUGCAGAAGCAAACUAUCCGCUUGGCAGGUCGAUUUGCCGACAGUCUCAGCGCCUCGCUAGAGAGUAAGGAGGAGGAUGACAUGGAAGUAGAUGGCGAGGGUGCAUCUGCUCAGAAGCAGCGCCUUGCCACGAGCAUCUCCAAAACCCAGCUUCCCGUUGACAUCUCGGAAUACUUCCUGCCGCCACUCACCAAGUACCUUCACGAAAAAGACGAGUCCGAAGUCAGUUACCGUGUGCCGGUUGGUGUCAUCAUUGUCAAGCUACUCAGGCUCCUCCCUGAACAGCAAAUGACCCAGAAGCUUGCUGGAGUCUUGACUGACAUUUGCCAUAUUCUGCGCAGCAAGAACGAGGAAUCGCGAGACUUGACCCGAGACACACUGGUCCAGAUUGCCGUUGUUCUUGGCCCGGGAUACUUUGGCUUCCUUCUCAAGGAGCUCCGAAGCGCCCUGACACGUGGCUACCAGCUGCACGUGCUGUCAUAUACCAUGCACUCCAUUCUGGUCGCUUCAGUGCCCUCGUUCGGUCCUGGUGAUCUCGACCACUGUCUGCCCUCCAUCGUCACCGUCAUUAUGGAUGACAUCUUCGGCGUCGUUGGCCAAGAAAAGGACGCUGAGGGAUACACCACGCAGACCAAGGAAAUCAAGGGCAGCAAGAGCCAGGACUCGAUGGAGCUAGUUGCCAAGACCGCCACCGUAACGCACCUCAUCCACCUAGUCAAGCCGCUGCAGGCACUUCUCAUGGAAAAGGUUGACCUCAAGAUGGUGCGCAAGAUUGAUGCCCUCAUGUCCCGCAUUACCGUUGGCCUGAUGCAGAACCCGGCCGCUGAGAGCCGCGACACUCUUGUGUUCUGCUACGAAGUCAUCCAGGAAGUCUACAACAGCCAGAAGCCCCAGCAAGAGCAAAAGAUGGACCCGAGAGUGCGAAAGUAUCUCAUUCAAAAAGGUGCCAAGAAGAGUGACCGAGGCAAGGGGGCGAAGCACACAUACAAGCUGAUGCGCUUCGCCUUUGACAUUCUGCGCGCUAUGCUGAAGAAGCACGAUAGUCUGCGAACACCCGAGAAUAUCGCGGGCUUCUUGCCCAUCAUGGGUGAUGCCAUCGUCGCCGGCGAGGAUGAGAUCAAGAUUUCCACUUUCCGUUUGUUGGCAGCCAUUGUCAAGGUGCCCAUGGGCGAGGAUGGAGCCAACCUUUUCAAAGUCACCGUCAGAGAGGCCACCAAGAGCAUCUCCAUGUCGACGUCUACCACUACCGACCUGGCACAGGCUGCACUGAAGCUGCUGUCUGUGCUGCUGCGCGACCGACGUGACGUGAUUGUCAAGGACGCGGCGGUUGACAUGCUCCUCGGAAAGCUCAAGGAUGACUUUACGGAGCCCUUGUACCGCCACGUCACCUUCAACUUUUUGCGAUCCGUCCUCGAUCGUCGCAUCGAGACAGCCGCCGUCUACGAUACCCUCGAUCACGUCGGCACGGUCAUGAUCACCAACGAUGACAAGGACACGCGCGACCUCGCCCGCGGCGCCUUCUUUCAGUUUAUUCGCGAGUAUCCCCAGAAGAAGGCCCGUUGGGCCAAGCAGCUGGAUUUCAUCGUCGCCAACCUCAAGUACGAUCGCGAAGGCGGUCGUCUGUCCGUUUUGGAGAUCCUGCACCUCCUUCUCAUGAAGGCGUCUGACGAGUUUGUGCAGCAGGUGGCGUCGACUUGCUUCCUGCCGCUCUUCUUUGUGCUCGCCAACGACGAAAGUGAAAAGUGUCAGCUGGCGGCGGCCGAGCUGAUCAAGGAGAUUUUCCAAAAGGCCGACAAGGAGCGCAUGCAGCAGUUCCUCACCCUGCUGCGGUCCUGGCUCGACAAGAAGGACAACCUGCCGGUGCUUCGGCUUGGCCUGGCGGUCUUCGGGUACUACUUCGAAGCAAACGAGGAGGCUGCUAGAAAUAAAAAGGACUACAAGCUGGUGUUGUCUACUAUCGGAGAGCUACUGGCCCAGGAUGUCACCGAGCUGGACGCUGAUCUCGUCAACACCAUCAUCAGCAUAGUGCAACUAUUCACUGUGCAAUACCCUGAGCGUAUUCUCACACCUGAAAACGAGCAAUUGUGGAUCAAUGUUGCUCUUUGCUUGCAGCACGAGGACGCUAAUGUGCGCCUCGUAACGAUUCGCUUGAUCGCCUUGUAUCUCGGUGACUUCGCCAAGCAGAGUGGCGGCACACCUCCGGGACAAGCCCUCAAGGGCUCUCACGGUCUCACGUUACCCGUGGAGAAGCUGCAAGAUUACGUGCGUCUGAGCUUAAACGUCCUUGGUGGCGCCCAGGUCGACGAAGCUCUGGCCAAGGAGGUCACACAGGUCAUCAUUUUCCUCGGACCCCGACUUGCCGAUGUUCCCGAGAAGAAGGUUGUUGAAAAAGAUGUCGACGAAGAGGAGAAACAAGCCGAAGGAGAAGAAGAAGAGGACGAAGAGGAGGAGGCGGCGGACCAAGACGACGAAGAGGUCGCCCAGCGCCCCCGGGACAUUGGCUACCUCUUCUGGCGCCUGUCUCAUAUCCUGCGCAAGGAGAUCCGCCCGCGCGCCCCCGCCAUCGUGCCCAAGGUGCACGCUAUGGAGGCCCUCGAGACCAUCGCGCGGCGCAUACCAGCCGAGCGCCUGCGCCCCUCGCUGCGCAAGGUGCUGGAGCCGCUGCACCACCUGACGGACCCGUCGAUCCCCGUGCCGUUCAGCGCCGACGACGAGUUCCGCACGGCGCUCGAGGGCGUCAAGGCGCGGGCGCACAUCAUGAUGGACGCGCUCCAGAAGAAGUUCGGCACAGCCGAGUACACGCGGCUGCUGCUGGCGGUGCGCGAGCAGGUCCGCCGCCGCCGCCAGCAGCGGUCGAGCAAGCGCAAGAUCGAGGCCAUCGCGCAGCCGGAGAAGUACGGCCGCGACAAGAGGAAGAAGCUGGACCGCAACAAAGAGCGGAGAAAGGUGCGGUCCAAGGAGCAGAAGACGAUGCGGCAGACGUACAAGACGUGGUAG
This is a messenger RNA of Cordyceps fumosorosea ARSEF 2679, 7965 nucleotides long. RefSeq names its product Armadillo-type fold protein. The coding region runs from base 1 to 7965 and encodes 2654 amino acids. Gene Ontology annotation, cellular component: 90S preribosome; small-subunit processome; nucleolus. The record is from RefSeq and is a predicted model, not a curated record. NCBI's taxonomy places the organism in Eukaryota, Fungi, Ascomycota, Sordariomycetes, Hypocreales, Cordycipitaceae. The transcript has a single exon.